AGACUGUUUACUAAGGUUUACAUUGUUGCCACACUAAUUUUAUUUAUUUUCUCAAUGCCCGGUUAAUGCUUUCAUUCUUAAAAAGUCUCCUAAAUCGACAACUUGUUUUAAAUAUCAUCAAAAUGAAUUUGAAAACUGAAAGGCCGUAAAGCAAUAAAAGCUUGAGCUUGCAGUUAAUCAAGAAAUUUGUUGAUUUAAUUAACGCGGUCGUUGAUGAACACGCCUGGGCUUAUCGAAAACUAAUUAGGAAUUAAGUGAACACAUUUUAGUUGUUUUUAUUUCCCGUCAAGGUUGGAAUUUUUCUUCUAGAAUUGAUCAAACUUAACCGCCAAGACGAAGUACCCACAGGCCUACGCUCUCCACCAGCAGAAUAGGACUGGGAAGAUGCCAGUUCUAACAAGGGAGAAUUUAGCCGUCAAAUUUAGGCAAAACUGGAUGGCUAAAUAUCCGCUUGACACCUGCAGCAAUGGUGGAUCAAACCUAGACGACAGUCUCACCAGUUUAAACUGGCUUCAGAAUCUCAACAUCAUGAAGAUUACAUCACCAACACCACCUCCAAGUCCGGUACCCUUUGGAAAUUAUGCAAAUAAUGAAAUCAACAAGAACAUGAAAGUGAAUCCUAAUGCUAUAUUGAACGUUUCUUGCUCUCCUCCUCAGUGUAAAAUGGAGCAAAAGUUUCAGCUUGGAGAUACACCACCUACAAGUUUGAACGGUGAAUCAAUAGACUAUAAGACCAAUCCAUAUGUGAAGCCACCGUACUCGUAUGCCACUCUUAUCUGUAUGGCAAUGAAGGAGACCAAGAAAAGUAAAAUCACAUUGUCCUCCAUCUACAACUGGAUUACAGAAAACUUUAUGUACUACAGAUUAGCAGAUCCUAGCUGGCAGAACUCCAUCAGACAUAAUCUGUCACUGAACAAAUGUUUCCAGAAAGUGCCAAGGAGGAAAGACGAGCCAGGAAAAGGUGGAUUCUGGAGAAUUAAUCCUGAUUAUCAUGAUAUGAUUGACAAUGGUGUGUUUAAGAAAAGGAGAAAUAGUCGAGAGGGAUCAUGUUCUGCUCCUCCAUUAAAGAAGAUCAAGAAGGAACCUGAAGACGAUUAUUUACCGAUGUGUCACGGAAAGUCAUUGAGAAAUGAAAGUGUUGUCCAUUUCAAUAAUGACGAACAUGAAUCAUUAAAAGGUGACUUCAACUGGACCUCCAUAUUACAUCAAGACAUUGAAAUAGCUGGAAUUAAAAUAAAAACAGAAGACUUACUUGACGGGCCAGACUCGUCUAAUUCAGUGCCAUCUGAUCCCAUGAGUCCGCCAUCAUCCGAAUGUAGUUCUGACAAUUUUAGUAUUGAGGAUUUAUUUUCACAAGCUGAUCUCUCCCCCGACAUAGCUGUGGAUUACACAACAAACGAUCCCUUAGAUCUGACAAUUAAUGGUGCUCAUAUAUCUCCUCCUGAUUGGUGGGGCGAUGAUCUGAACCCCGGAGAACAUAUGGAUAUUAAUCAUAACAGUGGACUUCAUACACCUAUCAUGCCAUCAUCACCUGUCCAGGAACACGACCCCCUCGAUGGGCACCCCUGGGCAGAGAGUAAUACAUUUGCAGACAUUGCUGAAGCAUUUGAUGUGGACAAUUUAUUCGAUCUGGAAAACAUUCCAAGCCCAAAAUUAUCUUGAUGAACGUGUAAUUCUAGUCAUUUGUUUAUUUAUUUAUUUAUUUAUCUAUUUAUUGAAGAAAUUUUGAUAAGAAUACUAAAUAUUAGGUGUUUAAAUUUGCUCAAAGCUUAUCGACUAUACUCAUAAAAAAGAAAUAGCCAAGAAACAAGAUGCCAGUAGUUCAGUUAUAGCUUUUGUGUUCACCACUCACAAUUAGAGAAAAAACAAAAAAGUCAACCUUUAUUUUAAAGAAAGUUAUCAUACUACUGAAACUAUUAUGUGUUCAAAAUAAAAGACUUCAUACAUGUGGAUACACACAUGUAGAUAUAAAUGAAUGUGAAGUGCUAUUAUUUUCAUUUCAUUUCAUACUUCCACAUUGACCAAUGAAAAGGGCAAAUAAGUCAAAACUGAAAAUGCUGACCUGGCAUAUUACAUUAUUAUCGUUCGUUUUCUGUGAUAAAAUUAAAAGUGCUAAAACUGAUAAUAUCUGUGAUCAACAAUAAUAAUGACCAUAAAAAAUUGAUUCUCAUGGCUCUGAUUAUAAAUCCGUCCAAAAAUAUAUAUUAAAGAGCCAGUAGCCAUUUAUGGUUGAUAUUAAAAGCAAUCAAAGUAAUUUGUUUUACAAGUAACAUUUAAAUAAUGAAGAAAGAGAUUUGAUUGUUAGCGUAACAUUCCAGCAUUUUAGAUAAAUUUGUUAUUUGUUAUAAAAUAUAUAUAUAUUUAUUUCUUGAGAUAUAUUUUUUUAUCUGAAUAUUUUGUACAGUACAAAAUUUUAUUGUAUACAUAUAAUUAGGUCAAUUGUUUUAAAUGACCUUGUAAUUAGCAAAUUAAUUUAUUUCUGUACAUAUUGUCUAUGAUCAUGCUCGUUAUGAUCCGACACACAUAUUGUUCCCCAUUUACCAUAUUUGUUAUCAUGUUAGAUCUUAUAGCUCUUGUCUGUUCUACCUUUGCAAGUUAGCAGUUUUUGUAAGCCUAUGACCGUUACAAUAGGAAUAACUGUCACAAGUUGGUAAAUCUUAUUGUUAAAAUGUGAUAAAUUAUUUACUGAUUUGCAUGAUCAGACACAUAUUUAAAUUGAUAACUUUUUGAUCAGGUUUAAAUUUUUACACUUGUGAUAGGAAUAUCUUAAUGUUCAUUCAGCUGUUACUGAACGGCUUUAUUUGGAUUUAUUUGAAUUAAGUAAAGGCAUUAUGUAGAAAAUUAAAUGGAAUAAAAAGAAUUAAUGGUCUUUUGAAUGUUACCAAUUUCUAACAUAUUUACAAAUCUUUUGAAAUAACCAUCAUGGUUUAGAAUUUAUAGCUUUAUAUUUCUAACAGAUUUUUUCCUCUUUAAAUUUCUUUCGAUUUAAAAAUCAAGAGGAGAUAGCUGUUUUGGUGUUUAAUCAAAUUCAAGCGAGAUAAUUUGUUUGUAAAUUGUAAAUUAAAAAGGUAUAGCAGACAAGAGAUUACUGGACUUUCCAGUUCCAUUCAGUAUUAUUGAUUCCGUCCAAGAAAUCAUGUGAUCAUGUCAUCUAUCAUGUGAUAUCAUCUACAACAAUCAUGUGAUCAUGUCAUCCAUCAUGUGAUAUCAUCUGCACCAGUCAUGUGAUCAUGUCAUUACUAUAGCACUUCAGGAGUGACUGGUUUGCAAUUAACAGUAUUUAUUUUUUUGUUGAAAAUGAUGAAAAAAGAAAAUAAAAUUUCUGAAAAUUUA
Messenger RNA from Mytilus trossulus (common blue mussel), 3333 nucleotides. RefSeq names its product forkhead box protein J1-B-like. NCBI's taxonomy places the organism in Eukaryota, Metazoa, Mollusca, Bivalvia, Mytilida, Mytilidae. Gene Ontology annotation, molecular function: sequence-specific DNA binding; DNA-binding transcription factor activity. Gene Ontology annotation, biological process: regulation of DNA-templated transcription. Bases 385 to 1662 code for a protein of 425 amino acids. The record is from RefSeq and is a predicted model, not a curated record. The transcript has 3 exons.